CCGAGGGCUGCGAGUUGCAUUUGGUAAAGCCCAGCCCUGGAAUAUAUAGAUUACUGGAGCGCAAUGAAGUAGCCUUUGGAGAGCGGGGAGGGGGCCCGUCCCACAGCUACAGCAGCCAGCGCAGCGGCGGCGGCGGCACCACCAUCACCGCUCGCACCCCAGCCGCCCGGACCUCGAGGAGGCAGCGGCGGCCGCCGGCGGGAGCGGAGGAGACGGCGGAGCAGCGGCGAGAGAGGCGAGGAGGAGGAGGAGGAGCUGGAGCGCGCAGCCGGCGGGUCCACGCAUCUCCGCACUUCAGAGCAACUCCGGCGCCUUCCACACCUCCCGCCCGGGGCUGGGGGCUUCGAGAGUGGCCGCGAAGCCAGCCCGAGCUUCUCCGCGAGCCCUGCCCAGCCCUGCCUCUGCGCCUCCCCGGCUCGGAUCUGCGCGGCUGGGUCCGGGUUCCUGCGCCCCGGGCGCGCCUCCCGGACACCCCGGUGCCCUCAGCCAGGACAAAGCCAUGAAGCCGGCGCUGCUCGAAGUGAUGAGGAUGAACAGAAUUUGCCGGAUGGUGCUGGCCACUUGCUUGGGAUCCUUUAUCCUGGUUAUCUUCUAUUUCCAAAGUAUGUUGCACCCAGGUAGGGGGCGCGUUAGCUUGGUUUUGUUGGAUAUUUUCUUCUCUCGCGCGCUCUCGCUCGCUCGCUCCGCCUGGUUUCUGCCUCUUCCAACCUUACCUCUACCCCCUCGGCCACCUCGAGGAUCCCUGCUGCGGGGGUCUGCUGGGGUCACUGAAUUGGGAUGGGGAGGAGGAGGGAAGACGAGCUCCCUCCUCCUCUUUCUCCCCGCUCCGGGCUGGAGGAUAGGACCAGGAGGGCCGUCAUGCGCAGGAAUCCCUUUGGUGUGGACAUCUGCUGCCGGAAGGGGUCGCGAAGCCCCCUGCAGGAGCUCUACAGCCCGACUCAGCUGGAGCUCUCGAACACCGCCAUCCUGCACCAGAUGCGGCGGGACCAGGUCACGGACACGUGCCGAGCCAGCAGCGCCCUGAGCCGCAAGCGCCGGGUCCUGACGCCCAACGACCUGAAGCACCUGGUGGUGGACGAGGACCACGAGCUCAUCUACUGCUACGUGCCCAAGGUGGCGUGCACCAACUGGAAGCGGCUCAUGAUGGUCCUGACCGGGCGGGGCAAGUACAGCGAUCCCAUGGAGAUCCCGGCCAACGAGGCCCACGUCUCCACCAACCUGAAGACCCUGAACCAGUACAGCAUCCCAGAAAUCAACCACCGCUUGAAAAGCUACAUGAAGUUCCUGUUCGUCCGGGAGCCCUUCGAGAGGCUGGUGUCGGCCUACCGCAACAAGUUCACGCAGAAGUACAACACGUCCUUCCACAAGCGCUACGGCACCAAGAUCAUCAAGCGCCAGCGGAAGAACGCCACCCAGGAGGCCCUGCGCAAGGGGGACGACGUCAAGUUCGAGGAGUUCGUGGCCUAUCUCAUCGACCCACACACGCAGCGGGAGGAGCCGUUCAACGAACACUGGCAGACCGUCUACUCCCUCUGCCACCCGUGCCACAUCCAUUACGACCUCGUGGGCAAGUAUGAGACGCUGGAAGAGGAUUCUAACUAUGUCCUGCAGCUGGCAGGGGUGGGCAGCUACCUGAAGUUCCCCACCUAUGCCAAGUCUACGAGAACUACUGAUGAAAUGACCACAGAGUUCUUCCAGAACAUCAGCUCAGAGCACCAAACGCAGCUGUACGAAGUCUACAAACUCGAUUUUUUAAUGUUCAAUUACUCAGUGCCAAGCUACCUGAAAUUGGAAUAAAAGGGGGUGGGGAGAGGGAAAGAAUCAUGCUUUUUAAUUUAAGAUUUUUAUUUGUCAAAAGAAAUAUAUGGAUAUUGGGUUAUUUUGUAAAUUAAUAUUUCUUUGGGGGUGAUGCUGCGAGCGGCAUGGUGAGAAUUAUUUAAAAUCCCUGGUAGAGCAGAACAGCUGUCUUUGCGGGGGAAUAGGAUGGGUAUUGUUUUUAGAAGUGAAUACUGCAACACUGUCUCAGAGGUUUCGUUGUGUUCUGGUGAAUUCCAUGAAUUGUGCAUUCCAUAAAUUCUAAUUAAUAUUAUUUAUAGUUAUUUAAACAUGGUCUCUGUAUAGAUUUCUUUUUGUGGCAGCAAAAUUCUAAUGUCUUUGCAGGAGAAAUCUACGUUUUGUGCUUUGCUUGCUACAGCUUCUUUGGUGGUAGGGAUGUUCUCCUUGCAAAUCUGUUUUGGAGUUGUAGGAUAAUGGCCAUUGUGAUGUGUAUGGAUGCCACCGUUUUUGAAAUUCUGGUAGAAAUAAAUAGGCUGCUGUUGCACUAAGAAUAAGGCAUCUUUGCAAGGAACAAAUCCAAAACCAAUUUUAAUCGACCUGCAAGUCUCUUGCACUAAAGAAAUGGGAUUUUUUUUUUUAAUUAACCUAAAGAGGAGCUGAUGGUAGUAGCAUUUCUUUCACCGGAAUUUGCAGUCUGAUAGAAUAUGCUUUUCCACAGGAAUUUUUAACUGGCAGUGCCAGUUGCAAUGAAGGUGAAGUGGCUGUUGCUUUAUAUGAAACAGAUAUUUAUUGAGACCUACUAUAUGCUAGGCCCAAUUCUAGGCCCUGGGGAUACAGCAUUGAACAAAACCAACAGUCUCUGCCCUCCAGAAGCUUUACACGGACACAGAGCAUCCAGCUUGAUAACUAGUCAGCCCCUGACAUUCAUGGACUUUACAUGAGGUUUGGACUAUUCAUGAACAACCCUAGAAGUUCCAUACCACCACCACCACCCCCAAAUUUGUAUUUUUCUAUGGCACAAAUCUGAAAACCACAUGCUUGGAGCAGGCCACUUAACUUGGUAAGUGAUCCAAGCCCAUUUCCCAACACAAGAGAUGGCAAAAGUGUUUUCUUUCAUGUGCCUGCUGCAGUUGAUUGGUCAUGUCUGUCUUGAAGCCCGCUUUGCUAAGCACAGCAUGGUGGAGUAGCAAUGUCUGUCUUGGGCGAGGGAAGGGGAACGUUGCCCUGCUGUCAUCCCCAACCCAGCAUCCACAGCCCCAAAAGUGUUGUUUUCAACUCCUUGCUGCAUAAAAGAGUGCGGGACAUGCUGUGGCAGGGCUCAUUCAUUUGUGGAUUUGCAGUGGUCUGGCAUUUACACUCCUUGUGAAGAUCAAGGGCAGACUCUUCACGCAUACAGACAUGCACACCUUCCCACGUCCUCCAGAGGCUGAGAGACCAUCGGCGCCCUCGGGUCUGCCGUGCAAGGACAGGCUUCUGUGAGCUUAAUCCAGCUUUCCUCUGGAAGGCUGGAAAUUUCCAGUUUCCUGUUCCUUGCUAAUCAACAUCUACAUAGGCUUCUCAUUUCCCACCGUUUCUGACAACUCUCGUUUGAAGUUUAAGUCACAUCUCUCUUACAGCUAGUGAAUAAGUUGGUAGCAGAUACUGUAUAUAAUAAUAAUAAUAACAAUAGUUCUAAUAAUUGGGGGGUGGGAUGGGGGAGGGUUUUGUUUCUGAUGCAGUAUAUAGUGAAGGGGAGAGAAGAAUAUUCUGAACAAACAAAAAUGAAUAAUUUAUUCACAGAAACUAUUAAAACUGUAUUGUAAUGCUCACAGCAAGCUCAGCAAGCAGCAGCUGCAACACCUCACCAAGGAAACUUAUUUUAUUUACCGUGUGUGAGGUGUGCACCGGAGAGGAUGGUGGGAGCUAUUUAUAAAAUGUUGUGUACCUUCUCCCAAGCUCUCUCCCCUUAAUGAAGAUUCUACACUCUUGAUGGAGAGAGAUGUACACAAUGCGUUUUACCAAGUAGAGUGACAGACCUUGGGCUGUCCCUGAAUCAAGAGUCUGGACCCUAUUUCCAAGGCAGGAGAUGCUGUCCCCAGAAAUAAGGCUCUGUUAACUGAACAGGCCCUACAUCAUUUUCUAAUGUGUGCUCUACAGAACACGUGCUCUAAAGGACAUCACCUGGGUGUGUUGCGAGAUAAGUGUUUUGUGGGUCAGGUACCCUUGGGAAACAAUGUUAAGUCAACUUCCUUUCUGCAGGACUUCUCAGAGCCUUGAAUGGAUGCUGUGCAUUGUAAAUCCCCAUCAGCAGCAUCAAGCCAGAUGCAUUUCUUGAACAUAUAUGAUCAGGAUAGACUAUUUUACAGAUCAUCUGACAGAGCUAGUGUUCUGCAGAAUAUACUUUGGUUUGGUUGAUUUAACACAUCGAGGUCUUCCUGGAUAAAAACUGCCUCCCCACCUCCCCUUCAAAAAAAAUCACACAGUCUCCAUCUGGUUUAUAGCAGCAGAGGUACUUUAUCAAAUGAAUUAAACUUUUACUUAUGUGCAAUGGUUCUAAUCCUGGAUUCUGCCACGGGCAGCAAUUCCAUCCCUCCCAAAGGGAGUGGAUGAAAGACUUGGGUGGUGCGGAGGAGGGAGGGAGGGCGAGUGUGGGGCAUGAGGCCAUAGGGUGGCCCCUUCUCAAGCCUUAAAAGUUGCUCAAUGGGAGCAAGAGUCAACCCUUAAUAAGUGCUUCUUCAAUUGUGCGCUGUGUGCUUUUGUGGUUUUAAAUGGAAAUUCAUGUCGAUUUCCUGGGUUUUGCAUUUCCUGUCAGCCUUUGAUCAGUUAUCAGACUGGCUCAGUGUUACGCGCAGACCACCUGUUUUUCUUCCCUCUUCUCUAAGUGAGAAGGGUUGUCCUUCAGGAGAGGAGACAUCAGUACGUUUCUGAAAUGAGGGUCUCUUUCUCCUAGUGUUUUGUUUUAUGUUCACAUUUUUUUUUCUGAUGGUAUAAAUACUUUUUAAAAAAAAUUGCUUCAACUGUUUUGCAGAAUGUAGAAAGUAUUCUGUGUCCUUGGUUUAAAAUGAUCCAUUAUUGAAAAUGUGCCUGGAAACAAGAGUGUUUUUUAAAAGACAAAUGUUUGAAAACUCUCCUAGCUUAGCUGGAGAAAAGUACAGGCAGAUAGAUAUCCCAUCUCCGAGCUACUUUUCAAAGGUGCUGCUACGUUUUUAAAAUCCAGGUACAGUCAGGGUAAUAUCUACAAGGACAUUGUUGUUGACCGUAUCCCUUAGGUUAGAAAACUUAUUAGCCACAGCUGAUCCGGCUGCUUCUGCAGACCCUCCCCAGCUGGUCUGGGGUGAAGGGCCGUCUGCUGACCCCUGAUGUCUCCGAGGGGAGCUUCCUUCCCCCCUGCCCCCCAGAGGAGCGCUGGCGUCCAGCUUAUUCAGGUUCUGAAUGCCACAGGAGAGCAGUGGGCAGUAGAAGCUUCAGUCGAGGGUCUAAUCCAUGGCUGACACAGAUGCUCCUAGAAAGCUUCUAGAACAAAGCAAGUCUCUAGCCCACUUAAGCUGGUAGGGAUCUAGACCAGAGCUGAGACAGUGAUUGCAAAAGUCCUCAUCCCACAGGAGGACCAUUUUUAUUGUCCCUGUAGGUAUGUGUUGAAACACAUCUCUCAGCCCAGUCCUCCCUGCCACACACACACAUGCAAUCUAGGCUACCCCUUUCCGUGCAGUCCUGGUGACCAAAUUCCCUUCCUGCCCACAUCAAUGUCAGCAGGACUGACCUCACUGCUCCCCCAAAUUCCCACAGCCAGCAUUUCCUCCAGCCUCUUCCUAUCACAGCCAAUUGGACAGUAGCCACAAGUGACAGAACCUUCUAGAACCAGCUUGACCCUUGGCCAUUAACAGGCAAAUUUCAGUCUGCUACUCUUUGUCAGGUACAGAAGGGGCUGCCUGUACUAUUUUCUUAUGAGCAUGCUCAGUAGCAUAUGGACAUAUAAUUUCACAUCUUUGUGGAGUAUUUCCUUUUUUACAUAUUUGUAUGCAGUAGAAGGCUUGUUGUAGAAAACUCUCCCUGUAUCUUACUGUACUGUUAAAGAGAGCUGAAUUCCACAUUGCCAACAAAAGCGUGAAAUGUUCAUGAACCUUCCUCCAGGAAAAGCCAUUCAAGCCUGAUUAUUUUUCUAAGUAACUUCAAUUAAAUUGAAGAAAAAAAGAAGCUUCUCUCUGUGUAUAGUUUGUUCAUGGCUCAGUGACAAAAGACUGCAGGGGUGGGACAGGUCGUGUUCCUUAGCAUGUGGGGGGCCCUGCUCAUGUGCAUCAGAGGAUGGAGGGGGAGGUACGGACCCCGUGGGAAAGGAAGGCCCCCCUGGAUCCAAACCCGUUCUGUUUAUCGGAUGAAUGAAAGUCUUUUUCAUUCCGUUUUGCCGAUUAACUGUUUGUAGAGUGAUGCAUUGGAAAGCCCACCGUGAUCAUGUACUCUACCACUCAUGACAAAUAAGGCUCUGCGGUAAAAUGGCUUGGGUGGAAGAGUCUGUCUUCAAACCCAGGUUGAAGAGGCUUCAGAAUCCCAUGAUCUGGUCACUAAAUGGCGCUCCUGUCUAAAUGAUUGCCCGUGAUCCUUCUGCCAAGAAGUGCGGGCUUGCACGUCAAACUGUGAUUUUCCAAUUCCAAAUCCGUUCCUCUUCUGAUGCGCCACAUAACU
Molecule: messenger RNA, 6435 nt
Organism: Choloepus didactylus (southern two-toed sloth)
Lineage: Eukaryota; Metazoa; Chordata; Mammalia; Pilosa; Megalonychidae
Gene: CHST11
Product: carbohydrate sulfotransferase 11
Exons: 3
Coding region: 778-1797 (339 amino acids)
Biological process (GO): proteoglycan biosynthetic process; carbohydrate biosynthetic process
Cellular component (GO): membrane
Molecular function (GO): sulfotransferase activity
Source: RefSeq, a predicted model, not a curated record